Chara braunii is the source of this 2947-nucleotide messenger RNA. The record is from the annotation of a GenBank genome assembly. NCBI's taxonomy places the organism in Eukaryota, Viridiplantae, Streptophyta, Charophyceae, Charales, Characeae.
UGGAGGUAUUCCAAAAAGAUGAGAGCGUGAAACACAUCUUCUGGAUUCCUUGCGUCGCCCACAUCAUGGAUCUCAUUCUCGAGGACAUCAAGGGAUUGAUUGGAUGGCUUCCCGCAUUUCUCAAGCGAGGCUGGUUACAAGGUUCUUCAAGCGCCAUGGACAUGCGAGAGAGGUUCUUGAGGCGCACUCGACGAAGACUCUUCUGCUACCGGCGGAGACGCGUUUCGGCACGAACGUCAUCAUGAUGGAGAGGCUGGUGGCACUGCGGGCCGCGUUGACAGAUGUUGUGGCCGACGAUCGCUGGCGCGAGACUGUUUGGUCGACCAGCAAGAUCCGCAAGGAUGCAGCGGAGGUCACUGCAUGUAUCGGCUCCCCUCCAUGGUGGGAGGAUUUGAGAGCUCUGUGCAAGAUGCUAGAGCCCAUCAUGGGCAUGCUGAAGUUSGUGGACAGCGACACACGCCAGAUCAGCAAGAUUCUGCGACGUUACGAGGAAAUGAUUGCAUCUUGUUUAUCCGCAUGUCGUGAUAUUGAUCGGGAGCAGCAGGACGCUAUUGUGGAGGUGUUCCACAGGCGGCGCACCAUGUUCAAGACCCCCGCCCACACGRCAGCCAUGCUGCUAGAUCCAGAGUUCCGGGACGCGAUGCUUUGUGACGAUGCGGAGGUGCAGCAGGCCUUGGGUGAGGCCCUUGUCCAGUUCGGCUACCCGGAGGAUUCGCCGCAGCACCGGGAGGUCCAACGAGCGGUCGCCAAGCUCCACACGAGGGAGCCCCCUUUCGAUGAGCUCACCAUGCGGCGAGCUGCGGAUAUCUUUGAUCACCCUGCCUGUUUUUGGUCUUCAAAGAAGGCGAAGUUCCCUCACACGGCUGUGUUUGCAGGCAUGAUCCUUCGUAUAUGGGCGACCGCCUCACCGUGCGAGAGAGCGUGGUCUCGUUGGAGCUUCAUUCAUUCGAAGUCUCGCAACAAGUUGGAGGUUCCCCGGGCUGAGAAGCUUGUGCGGUGCCACUGGAACCUCAGGCUAUUCGAUCGACCUUUGUUGUGCGAUGAUGGUGUUGGAGAGAGGUCCGACGUCUUCGGGAAAUGGGUGCAUUAUUGGCAGGCCGUGGAGGACGAGGCAGCCGUGGACCAGCAGCUCGUCAGAGGCACCGGUGUUCUGGCGAAGGUGACCGAGGAGGAGUUGAGCCUCGCCAGAGAGAGAACGCGCGCCAUUUCCCGCAUGGGAGCCGAGUGUCGGGUAGCGGAGUCGGACAGGAGGCGACGCAGGGCCGGUGGUCGGGGACGUGGCGGCCGUGGACAAGCAGGUGUCGGAGGACGUACACGUGGCGAUGCGGGUUCCGCUCCUCGGACUCGGCGACAGCGGAUGAAUGGUGGCAUUUGCAGGGCCCGCAUGCGUUGGGACGAGGGUGACUUCUCGUUUGACAGCACAUCCAGCGACGACGACGAUUUCUUUGCGUCGGGAACAUAUGCAUCCACGGGCGAUGAUAGAGGUGACGCUGACGACAGAGGCGAUCACAGAGGCGACGGUGACGACAGAGAGGAUGAGAUGGGAGAUCCUUCCAACGAGACGCAACGCGACCCGGUUCAUGCAGAGGAGCUAGCCUCGAACACUGAUGUGAUAGUGACGGAGGAGGAUACAGGGUUCAGGAUCACUCAUCCCCAGUCGCCAGCGUCGGUUGUUGGCACUGAGGAGGAGACGGAGUUCGGAGGACCCGGUCCACUCCGCCAGGCGCAGACUCGGUGCACUCCAGCAGGCGCCCCACCUGCUAGACGAGAUGAUGCGCGUCGUGACAGAAGGUUCGACGAGUUCGGUGGCGACACGAUACUGCAUCCUCCAGAGUCCGGCACUCCCGCCAUUUUUCAUGUCGGUGCACCGUGGGCGGUGGAGCAGGGGUUGGCGGAGGAGGUAGCACGGAACCGUCGUGGUGGACCGCACGUCGCAACUCAUCGUAGUCUGGAAGGUUCACUAGAGGCAGCGUCUGGAGAUUUUUUGGCGCAGGGGGGUCAUGGUUCGCAGCUGUUAUCGGGCGGCGUGUCAUCAGUCCAUCCACCAGAGGAGGGACCGCAGCGAGAGCCACAUCGAGGGCCAGCGGAGACUUUAGAGGCGAGGCCUCCCGGAGUUAUCCGCUCGGACGGAGGCGAGGGCGUGAGCGAGGAUACAACGCAGCCAGGGAGCGCAGAUGGUGGACGGUCCUUCAGGGGGGGCAUCGAGCGCAGAGGGUCAUCGACCGCACACCCCAGCAUUGUCAGGUCCAGCACACAUGACGUUGGAGACGGGCACACAGAUGAGCCUCGACCGCAUUUAACGGGGAUGAGUGACAUCAUGUGUCCACCAUCCUCACGCCCCUCUGCCGCUGAUCCUGCCGCCCACGGGCAGGCCGCGCCGAACGCAUUGCCUACGAGGUCUUUCUACGACGGUGCGGGCAUGGACCGGAGGGCGGGCGAUAUGGGACAAACAUCAGCAUAUGGACCGGCAGAUGUGCCCGCGGGGGCGCGAUCGAUCGGCAACGUCGAUGGCACUUGUCAUGAUUCCAUGAGAGCUUACGAGGAGCAGCAUGGGAGGCCUAUACAGGCCAAGAGGAUCGAUGUCAACGACACCAGGACGGCAACUGCGAGGCUGUCACGGGUGAGGAAGAAGGAAACAGGGACGAGACCUGACAGAUGCCAGCUGCCGCAGAUGGACAAGGGGGGGCGGAGGGAGGUGACAGAGAGGACGAAGCAGGUCGAGGUGAGAAGAGACGAGGCGGCACGAUCAUCCUCCACGACGACAACUCCACAGCCGCUGAGGGCGGUGAGACCACAGGCGCCGAUGAUCCUGAUGACUCCGAUUACGUUCCGAGGAUCCGUACGGCGGACGGAGAUGACGGCGGAGGUCGUCGCGUGAGGAUGAGGACUGGACCUGGCCCGGAUGGUCAUUGCACCCCAGCGGCACAUUUGCCGCCUAUUGAUCGAC